CCAUUACACCCUGCAUCACAAUAUAAAUAAAGGGGAAUUCGCCAAAUAAAAGUACUUAGAAAAGCUAAAAAUUGAAAAAAAUUAAAUACAAUGACUACCGACGAAAAUAUUAUGGAAGAAAUGUUAGAACGAGCGACCAAUCCUAGUCGGGGAACGGUAGACGAGCUAAGUUGGCAAAUGUUUUGUAUGGUGGUACGAAGUAACCCAAAACUUGUAGACAGAGCCCAGGAAAUGAUUAUGCAGAAAAUCCGAUCCAAUAACAUCACCGAAUCGACAAGAUCCAUCGACUUGCUUGAGGAAUGCAUGACCACUUGUGGACCAGAAUUUCAGGAUGAAGCCUCUAAAUUUCGAUUUCUCAAUCAACUCAUACGUCUGGUUUCAAAGAAACACCAAGGGCCAGAUACACCGGCACCAAUCAAGAAACGUAUUAUGGAGUGCCUGCUGCUGUGGACAACAGAGUUUCCUCAAAGAACAAAGAUACGAGACGUGUACGAAAUGCUAUGUAAGGAGGGUGGAGUAGACCAUGGAACUACACCAGCUAUUGAAGCAAAGCGCGCCAGUGUACUCGGUAUUGACGAAGAAGUGCUGGCGAAGCUCAUCAAGAGUAAUGAUCCAGAAAAUUUUAAACGUGCGAAUUUGUUAAUUCAAAAUCGCGUAAAGCAGGAUGCGCGACGCAUGGACUUGAUGAUAGAGCAUAAAAAUAUCUUACAGGAAGUCACAACCACUGUUAGUGUAUUGGACCAAAUGCUUAAUAUAUAUGAAAGUGAAGGAAAGAAAUCUGAUGCCGAAAGUGACACCAUGUGUUUAAUGCGUGAAUUAUACCAAGCCUGCAAAAAACAUAAAUCGAUUAUGGAGCGAUUGCCAGCGCUGAUGGGGAAUUUGGAUGAAACUUUAAUAGCCGAAACAGUGGAAAAGAAUGAUUCUUUACAAGCUGUCAUAAAGCGAUACAAAAACUUGGUUGGUUCGCCAACAAAGAAACCAACUACAAAUGAUAUAUCUGAACCCAGCCCUAAAAGUGCUGCUGUGGAGCCUAUACGAAAUAGUAAUGCAGACCUACUAUCGGAUUUACUUGGUAACGAAUCAAAUAUAACGCCGACCACGGAGUCGGCUAAUGCUGCGUCGUCCAUUGAUGAAGUGGAGUUACUGGGUGCAACUGCUAAUUUGCCUACCAGUAAAGUAGAAGGAACCAGUUUGAGUCCACUCGAAGAAUUGCAAUCGUUAUUUGAUGCCGGGGCUACAGGAAAUACUGGCGCGCCAAUUACAGCUAAAAAUAUGACUGACGUUUAUAGUUUGAAUAUUUUAGAACCAAUAAAUGUGUUUUCCACAUCUACCGCGGCUACUAGUACGGUUUGGUCAAAUGCAAUGGGUAAGGAGGAAAAUUCAACAGAGAAAGGAGCCUAUCGAAAACUUCCUGCAAUAGACAAAUUAAGUGAGGACCUUUUGAAAGCAUCGUUGCAAGAUGUAGAACGAGCGUAUAGUUUCAAAAAGGGUUCGGAGAAACUAACGUUAAAUAAUUUAGCAAAAGAAAAAACAGUACCGACACCCCCUUUCGCUUCACCAUCGAAGACUGUGCCAAAAAUGAGUGAACACCAAGUUCAUCAGGAAAUGGAUGACGAAAAUAUGCUUAACGAGAGCUCUCAUAAAAAUGCUUAUGAUUUGGAAGUCUCCACAAAAAGUGACGACACCGGGAGCUCUCAAAAAAAUGCUUGCGAUUUGGAAGUCUCAACAAAAAGUGAAGACACUGACGCUGUGGUUGAAAAUGACCAAGUUGUGGAAGAAAAUCCGCCAAUAAGGCAUUUAGCUGAUAUUGAGAUCGAUCUGGAUGAAGUAGAUCCAGCACCUGGAGACCCGCUAUUGCUAGGCAACGAUGAUAUACAACUAAUGUUGAACUUCACCAAGAAUCGCCCUAGUAAGCAAGUAUCGGUGAUUGUAAUCUCCGCAAUGAACAAAAGCAAAUUGCCAGUACAUGAUUUCCAAUUUGAGGCCAGUGUGCGCAAGCCUUGCAAAUUGCGCCUGUUGCAGCCAACAGCAAUAACGAUGCUACCAUGUAAGCCUUUUCGCCCAGCAGCUCCAAUCAAUCAAGUAAUGCUAUUGCUCAAUCCUACUGGCCAGCCAAUCGACGUUACUUGCAUUUUCGGAUAUAAACUGGGUGAUGACCCUGAUCCUAUAAAGGAAUCCAAUGUAGCAAAAGACAUUCCAUAUGUUGAAUAAAUUGGCUGAACUGAU
Molecule: messenger RNA, 2226 nt
Organism: Anastrepha ludens (Mexican fruit fly)
Lineage: Eukaryota; Metazoa; Arthropoda; Insecta; Diptera; Tephritidae
Gene: Gga
Product: ADP-ribosylation factor-binding protein GGA1
Exons: 7
Coding region: 91-2211 (706 amino acids)
Biological process (GO): intracellular protein transport; vesicle-mediated transport
Cellular component (GO): trans-Golgi network
Molecular function (GO): phosphatidylinositol binding; small GTPase binding; ubiquitin binding
Source: RefSeq, a predicted model, not a curated record